This is a messenger RNA of Plasmodium falciparum 3D7, 5367 nucleotides long. RefSeq lists its product as uncharacterized. NCBI's taxonomy places the organism in Eukaryota, Apicomplexa, Aconoidasida, Haemosporida, Plasmodiidae. The record is from RefSeq and is a predicted model, not a curated record.
AUGAAGGACAUAAUUGCCGAGUAUGAAAUUGUUGGAAAGAUUGAAGAACCAAAAGAAGGCCAUUCUAACGAUAUUGUAGAGAAUGAAAAAUAUAAAAAUGAUGAAAAUGAUAAAAAUGAUGGAAAUGACAAAAAUGAUAAAAAUGAUGGAAAUGACAAAAAUGAUAAAAAUAAUGGAAAAGAUGAUAGAAUACAUGUUGAGAUAAAUAAUGAGGGAAAAAGCUUAGGUGUAUCAAAUAUGAAGAACGAAAAAGAAGAAGAAAAAAAAACGAUGCUUAAUUCUACAUAUAAUAAAUGUACACAUUUGGAGAAUAAAAAUGAGAUGGAUAAUAUAAUAGAGGAAGAAUCAGAAUAUAAUAUUAUAAAUAAUGAUGAAGGAAAAAAAAUGAAGGAAUGUCAAAUUAUAGGAAAUGGUACAAUUAUUAAAGAUAUAUCAACAGAGGAAAAGAAUAAAAUAAAAUGUAUGUCUAUUAAUAAUAACGAAUGUGAUAUACAUAAGGAAGAUGAUAAUAAAAAUAAUAUUAGGAAUAUAAAUAAAAUGAAAAGCAUAAUUAUAAAUAAGAACGAAAAUGAAUAUAGAAAUGAUGAUAAACAAGAUAAUACUAAUAGUUUUGGCAAUAAUAAUAAUUAUAAUUGUAAUAUUGUUAAUAAGAGGACAUCACAUGUUAGUAUAAAUAUGUCAGAUAAAUGUAGCAAUAUGAAACACUAUAAAGUAUUAAUACAUGCUCCUGCAUGUUGGAAAGGAGAAAAAUUUAAUGGUACACCUUUUAUAUUUGUUUAUGACAAAAGUAUAAAUUUUUAUACUUAUAGUGAAUCACCUCUAGAAAUAGAAAAAUAUAUUAUCGAUACUAAUGAUGAAAAUUUUGAAAAUAGAGUAUUAACUAUUAUAUUUUAUGAUUCUCUUUUUGCUUGUUCUACAUCAAGUCUUCUUAUAAAUAAUAAUAAAAAUGAAUUGCAACAUUUGCCCAAACCAUUGAGUGUUUUUUAUUUACCUUUAUGUAAACUGGAUUUAGAAAAUGAUUCUGUUAAAUAUAGAUUAGGUCUAAAAACAAAUAGCAUUUUGUGUAACAUUAAUAUAAAUGAAGCUAUUGGUUUAUUUAAUAAUAGUACAAAAUUGAGUGGUCAAAAUAUAAAUAAAUUUAGUUUACAUUUUUUUUUAAAAAAUAAUAAUUAUUUAAAUAAUAACAAUAAUAAUAAUUGUAAUUUUCCUUAUAAUUAUCUUAAUUAUAAUACUAAGAUUUAUGGAAUACCGCGAUCCAAUUUGUCAUCUUGUGUACAAAAGCAUACUCUAUAUGAAAAUAAUAAAUAUAAAAACAAUAAUAAUAACAACAAUAAUAAAAAUAAUAGUAACAAUAAUAAUAAUAAUAGUAACAAUAAUAAAAAUAAUAGCAAUAAUAGUUGUAGUAGUACUAUUGGUAAGAGACACAUUUUAAAUUCUUCAAAAAGUCAAGUACAUUAUUUUAAAACUAAUAAUUCGGGAGAUCAGAAUGAAUAUAUAUCAUUAGAUAAAAUAAAAAGUAAAUGGGAACAAUAUGCACAUAUGAAUAACACAGGGAACCAAAAUAAUAUCCAUUUAAUAAAAAAUGAUAAGGUGUUACAACAUAUGAUGAGAAAUGAAAAAAAAAAUAAAAAUAAUAAUAAUAAUAAUAAUAAAUUUAUAAAUCUUAAUAAGUAUGAUUCUACGUAUGAAAAUAUAUGUAUAGAUAAUGAAUCUUUUACUAGCAAAAUGAAAUCUGAUAUAUACUUAAAUAACGGACAGAAUAUGUAUCACAAUAUGAAUAAAACAGAAUUAAAGAAAAAUAUUUUUCUUGAGAGGGACAUAUUAACUAAAGAAAACAACAAAAAUAAAGAAGCACAUAAUAAUAAUUGUAAUAAUUGUAAUAAUUGUAAUAAUUGUAAUAAUACGUUUAAGAAGGAAAAUACGAAUAUUAUGUCAAGGGAUAAAUCUGAUUACCAUAUUUACGAACAAGAAGAAAAAUAUUUGGAAGAAUUAGACAUAAAAGAUGAUGUCUUACCAGAUGAUAGUGCUUCUAUGAUACAUAUACGUGAUAAAGAUUCUAUCAUAUCAGGAAGGAGCAAAAAAAUGCAUGAAAAAAGUAAGUUAACUACCAAUUUUAAUGUGGCUCACAAUAUAUUUUCUACGGUAAAACAAAUUAUACAAAAAAAAAAUGAUCAUCGAAAGGUGGAGAAAAAUAAUAUUGAAGAGAAUACAAACAGUCAAAUGUGUAAUGAAAAUAGGAACAAUAUAAAUAAUAUAAAUAAUAAUAAUAAUAUAUGUUGUGAUAAUAAAAGAGAAGAAUGUGGAUAUGAUAGAAUCAAUGAAAUUACACAAGAAAAGAAUAAAACUAGGAAAGAACCAAAUUUUAUAAAUGACGAUAAAUCCGUAUGCUACUCUCAAGUUAGUAAUUUAAAAUAUUUUAAUACGAACCAUUCUAUAUGUUCAUCAUACGGAAAAAAUGAUGAACAUUUAAUUCUAGCUAUAAAAGAAAUUAAAGAUUGGAUGGAAAAGAUCGAAGAUAAAGUUAGUACAAUAUCAGCAUGCGAGAAAAGUGAUGUAAAUGUUACAACGAAUGGAAUUUCUAGAUGUCAUGAAGAUAAAUAUAACAGAUUAUUAAAAUUUUUAAUAAAAAGUGUAAAAAAUAAUAUUAAAUUAAAAAAUAAAAGUAUUUAUAAAAGAUGUUAUUUAAAUAUCCGAAAUCUUUACUUAGUAAAAAAAAAUGAUAAAAUAAAAUUUGAAAAUAAAUUAUUAGAAAGAAAUUAUAAUAAGAUCAAAACAAAAUAUAGAAAUGUUUUAGUAAAUAUAUGUAAAAAAAUAUUUUUAUUAAAAUAUUAUUCAGCAAAGGAUAAAUUACAUUUUAAUAAAAAAUAUGAAAAUAUGAUGAGACACCUACAAUUAGAAAAAAAUGAUUUAUUAAGUAUUAUUGAAGAAAAAAAAUAUGAGUUAGAAAAUAAUGUUAAUUUAAAUCAUAUAUUAUCAGAACAAUUAAAAAAAAAUCAAGAAGAAAAAGAAGAUAUUAUUAAUAAGAAUUUUUAUUAUGAACAACAAGUAGAUAAUGUUACGAAAAAAUAUGAACAUCUACAUAAUGAUGUUAUUACAUUAAAAGAAGAAAUAGAACAACUACAAAAAGAUAACCAUGCUCUGAAAAAAAAUAAAGAACAACUAUUAAAUGAAAAUGAUAUAAUGAAAAAAGAAAAUGAUAUGUUAAAAAAAGAAUUAGGAGAAACCAAAGCUAAAUAUUUUAAUUUGACUGGUAUAUUAGAAGGUGAAGAAAAAAUGUAUAGUCAAAAAGUAGAAGAGCUCGAAGAAAAACUACAAAAAGUUACAUAUGAAAAAAAUAAUAUGAUUAAUGAUAUAAAAGAUGAAAUAGAUAAAUUUACAAUACUUAUAAAUGAAAAAGAUAAAGAAAAUAUGAGAAUUAAAGACAAAUUAAAAGAAUUAAAAAAUGUAGAAGAGAAAUAUAAAAAUACUCAAAAAAAUUUCGAUUCCCUAAAAAAAGAAUUCGAAGAAUCUUUUGAACAAGUACAAAUUAUUUUAAAUGAAAUGAUACAAAAAGAAAAAGAAUAUACUAAAAAAUAUAAUAAUUCUAUCACAUCUUUAGAAAAAGAACAUAAUGAAAUAAUACAAAAAAUUAUAGAAGACAAAAAUUUAAUCAUUAAGGAAUUACAAUAUUUUAAAGAUUUGUGUAAAAACCAAUGUAAUAAAAUUAUUACAUUCGAUGAAAGUUUAAUUACUGCAGAGAAAUUAUUAGAACAUGUAUUAUCUCAAUAUCCACAAAUAUUUAAUGAAUUUAAAAAUAGUUCUAGAAAUAAUUUAUUAAAUAAAUCUUUUGGAAAAAUGCAUUAUGAAAAUAUACAUGCAGUAAGGGAUAAUAUUAAACUUAUUAGAAAAUCAUUAAGUCAUUUUAAAAUGACAUGUAAAAAUAAUUCUUUUCAAUUUUUUCAUAACUCCGACUCGACAAAAAAAUACACAAGUAACCACAACAAUAACAAAAAUAAUAAUCAUAAUAAUAAUCAUAAUAAUUAUCAUAAUAAUAAUCAUAAUAAUAAUCAUAAUAUUAAUUAUUAUCAUCAUAAUUAUAACAGUGCUAAUAAUAUCCAAGCAUAUACUAGUAGGAAUAAACGAGUUACUAGUCUCUUAAGAAAUUAUGAAAAAACAGAUUCACAAAAAGAAUAUAAAAACAAAAAUAUUCAUGUUUUACACACUGGUAGGAAAAGAACAGUAAGUAGUAAUAGCACUAGAAAUAAUUCUAUAUUAUCAGACUAUGCAAAAAAAAAUAUAGACUUAAGAAAAAAAAUUGAUAGUUAUAAUUCCUUAUUCCAAAAAAAUUUUAUAGAAACUACUAGUAAACAGAAUACAACAACAGAGAAAAAUAAAAAAAUUAAUGAUGAUAUAAUGAAUACAUAUGAAGAGAAUACAAACAUGGAUAUUAAGAAAGAGAUAAAUAACUUACAAAAUGAACAUCAUAAUAAGAAUAUAUAUAAUAACGGAAAUGAAUUUCAUGUUACCUCAAAAAAACAUGUAAAUACAGAAAAUGAAACCAUACAAAACAGUUAUGAUAAUAUAACUAAAAUAAUAAAUGAUAUUACUAAUUAUGAUGAAAUAAAAUAUAAUCAAAUCGAUAUAUUAAAUGAAGAUAAUUUAAGUAAAGACAUUAAUGAAUUAAAUAAUAUUGAUAUUGUAAAUAUGUAUGAAAAAAAUAAUUCUUCAAAUAACAUGAACGAUUCAGAACAUGUAUAUACAAAUAGGAAAAAGCAAUCAAAUGGAAAUAUGGAUCUUCCAGAAAAUAAUAAAAAUGAAAUGUUUGAUGUUGUAAAGGUAAAUAAGUUACAUAUAAAUAAACCACACGAGGAUAAUUCAUCUAAUAUAGAUAUAGAUAUAGACAAUAAUAAUAAUAAUAAUAAUAAUAAUAGUAGUAGUGUAAAAUAUGUUCAAGAAUUUCACAAAAAUAAUUUUAAGGAAGUCAUAUCCUUUAUUGAAAAAAAUGUUAUUAAAAAUAUCCCAGCAGUGAAAUGUAGUGACAAAAAUACAAAAGAAAUAAAUAAAUUAAAUGUUAACGAUGUACCAACAAAAUUAUCUACCAAUUUAAUAAAACAUUCAAGACAGGUAAGCUCUUCAGUUAAUUCUUCAAAAUCAUUAAAUGUACAUAAGGGAUAUGAAACAAAUAAAAAUGAAAAAAAAAUUAUUAGAACAUUAUCAGAUAAUAGUCCAACGAAAAAAGGGGUUAAUAAUAUUUAUACACAAACGAAGGUAUAUACAACUCAUAAUAAAUGUAAAAAUAUAGAUGAAGUAGAAAAUGACAAAAAGAUUGAAAUAAUGAAUUCAAAAUCUCCAAAAGCAUCCCUGAGAAAAAAAAUCAUCGAUAAAUGA